Cololabis saira (Pacific saury) is the source of this 3241-nucleotide messenger RNA. RefSeq names its product histone acetyltransferase KAT5-like. Gene Ontology annotation, biological process: regulation of DNA-templated transcription. Bases 58 to 1839 code for a protein of 593 amino acids. Gene Ontology annotation, molecular function: histone acetyltransferase activity. The record is from RefSeq and is a predicted model, not a curated record. NCBI's taxonomy places the organism in Eukaryota, Metazoa, Chordata, Actinopteri, Beloniformes, Belonidae. The transcript is spliced from 17 exons.
GUCUUUGGUCUUCCUGCACCGGCAUUUUCCCACAACGCACUGCUUCUGCUCUCACAAAUGACGAAAAUGGCGGACAACUCAUCUUCGGUCGAGAUCGUCGAGGGCUGUCGCCUACCCGUUCUUCGCAAAAACCAGGAACACGAAGACGAGUGGCCAUUGGCUGAGAUUCUAAGCGUGAAGGAAGUCUCUGCGAGAAAGUUAUACUAUGUUCACUACAUCGACUUCAACAAGCGGCUGGAUGAGUGGGUCACAGCAGACAGGUUGGACAUGAAAAAGCUUCAGUUUCCUAAGAAAGAAGCUAAAACACCAACCAAGAAUGGUCUGUCGGGCUCCCGUCCCAGUUCCCCAGAGAGAGAAGUGGUGCACCCACUCUCUAGAAAUGCACCUUGCAUCACAGCUAGUGACUGUCUGAACAGAUUUAUCCCUGAUAAAGACAUGCCUGAGUCGAUUCUGGAGGGGAGUGUGAGGGCAGAUACAAGCACUGAAAUGGCUAUUCAGAAGAAACAGAGGAAAAGUCUAGAUCUCAACAUACAAUCUCCCACAGCUCCUUCCAGAGGCAAAACUCUCCCCACACCGAAGAGAAAAGUAGACACUGUUCCGUUGGCGACGCAGGUUGCCCCGGCAACCCCUGUGCCAUCCCUGCCCAGCUCAACGGAGGCGUCUCAAGCAGCUGUUUUUCCCAGUGUGCGGGAGACCAACACGUUUAAGUCCCGAGAAGACCACGAGCCGCUUUCUUCACUAACAACACAGAACGGGACUGCUCGCCGCCUCAUCCCCCCCCAGCCCGGGAGGAAGAGGAAAGCCAACUGUGGGGGAGCUGACGAGAUGAUAAAGGUUUUGCAGUAUAACAAGCCUCAAAGUGCUAGUGUCUUUCUACCACCACCAGAGGAUUCCCAGGACAGUUCAGACGGAAUACCGACGGCACCGCGCAUGACCGGCAGUCUGGUGUCAGACCGCAGCCACGACGACAUCAUCACGCGCAUGAAGAAUAUCGAGUGUAUAGAACUGGGACGGCACAGACUGAAGCCCUGGUACUUCUCUCCGUACCCGCAGGAGCUCACGGCGCUGCCCAUCCUCUACCUCUGUGAAUUUUGUCUCAAGUACCUAAAAAGUCUCAAGUGUCUUCAGAGGCAUUUGACCAAAUGUCAUUUGAGACAUCCUCCAGGGAAUGAGAUCUACCGCAAAGGCACCAUCUCAUUCUUUGAGAUUGACGGCAGGAAAAACAAAAAUUAUUCCCAGAACCUGUGUUUACUUGCAAAGUGUUUCCUGGACCACAAAACGUUGUAUUACGACACAGAUCCCUUCCUAUUCUAUGUCAUGACAGAGUACGACUCCAAAGGGUUCCAUAUAGUCGGCUACUUCUCUAAGGAAAAGGAGUCAACUGAAGAUUAUAAUGUUGCCUGCAUCCUCACCUUGCCUCCCUACCAGCGGAGAGGUUAUGGGAAAUUGCUAAUUGAAUUCAGUUAUGAGCUUUCCAAAGUGGAGGGGAAGACGGGGACGCCUGAGAAGCCGCUGUCAGAUCUCGGCCUCUUGUCUUAUCGUUCCUACUGGUCCCAAACCAUUCUAGAAAUUCUCAUGGACCUCAAACCUGACAACGGAGAAAGGCCACAGAUUACUAUCAAUGAGAUCAGUGAGAUCACCAGUGUCAAGAAAGAGGACGUUAUUUCAACGCUUCAAUACCUCAACCUAAUCAACUAUUAUAAGGGUCAGUACAUCCUGACUCUCUCCGAGGAGAUCGUGGAGGGACACGAGAAGGCGAUGCAGAAGAGGCACCUUCGCAUCGAUCCCAAAUGCCUUCACUUCACUCCCAAGGACUGGAGCAAGAGAGGGAAGUGGUGAAGCCCCGGCCUCGUUUACCCGUUUAUCCUCUCCACAUCCAGAAAGCACACGCGAGCAGAUGUUGGAUCAGAUAAAGGUUUUUGGUCUUUAUCUCGUGCCCAGGGCUCCUCUUCAGAUAAACAGUGAACACUGAGUUGUUUCAGAUGCAUAAGCUUUUAUUGAGAACACUCAUUAUGUCAUGUGAAUUGAUAAAGUUGUCAAACUUGGGGGAGUUCCCAACAGUAACAGCCAAAAAAUAUCACACACUCUACUGUGUAAAAGAUGGUAUGACCAAAACGGUGCAUUAAAAGUGACAUAAACUGUUCAGUGGUGUAAUUAAAAACCUAAAACUGGAAACCAAGAAGCCUCUUAACAGGAUUUCUGUGGUUUACAGCUAAAGGUUUCUAAACUUUCCAGUACGCUUUUUUUUUUUUUUUUUUGGUCAGUCUGUUUUUGUGUCGUUGCUUUUGACAACAAAAAUUAAGAAAAAAUCUGUCUGCAUCUGUUACAUUUUCCAGGUGAGAGAUUUGACUUGAUUGGCUAACUUAAUUUUGACUAAAUCCACCCUGAGAUUUUCAUCUUAAGUCAUAGUAAACGACAACUCAUGAUGGAAACGUGACGCACCCACAGCUCGUAUUGACCAACGAACACGGGCUGCACUUCAGAAUGAAGUCAUGUCUUUUACAUGUCGAUCUUUGUAUGAAUUGUAAAGCUUCAAAGCCUCUUUCAGAAUAAAAGUGGUUGAAUUGUUUGCAAUAAGAGAUACGUUUUCAGAUGGGACGGACUUUCCUGCUUUUUCAAAUAGUCAAAACAAUAAAAAUCCAGUUCUCCUUUUAUAGUGCCUAAAUGUUAAGAACAGGUUUGGUCCAGUAGUUUCUUAUUGUUGAUGCUGCUUUUAGCAUCAGCUUAUUGAUGACAUACGGCUUACCUGUAAUCUUUACUUGGGAGGGGGGAAAAAAGCCAAACAUCAAGACUUACAUGCAAACAGUUGUUUAACAAGGAACAUGAACAAUGAAGUAUUUCCCCUACAUCGUCCUGCUUUGACUCUAUUUUUGAAAUGGCUAAAGCGCUUUAUCGCUCAUCAUUUUACCUCAUAACCAGUGACGAGAAUCCUUCACCCCGAGUCGAACCCGCGUUCCCUUUGACUGUACAUACUGAAGAUAGAAGCCAUGCUGAACUGUUAGAGGAAUGUAAAUAUAGUGUAUAGAAAAAAACCUUUUUUUUAAGCACACUGUUGUUUAACAGGCUGCACAAAAACCAACAAACACCUAAAAGUGGUAUCUGACCUUCUGUUUGUGUUUUUAUGUUUACAUGUAAAGAAAAUGGUGAAUUGCCCUGUUGAAAUAACUUGGUAUAUGUUAUGUGAAACACACUUGACUGUCAUUUGAACGUUUGAUAUGAAAAGCUUGUUGAAUUUAUAAAA